GCCUGGGCUUCUCUAGUCCAUGGCGGUGGCCGAACUGUAUACGCAGUACAACAGGGUUUGGAUUCCGGAUGCUGAAGAAGUGUGGAAGUCUGCCGAAAUAGCAAAGGACUACAGCGUCGGUGACAAAGUCCUGCGGCUCCUGCUGGAGGAUGGAACGGAGCUGGAUUAUUUGGUCGAUCCAGAAUCUCUGCCUCCACUCCGGAAUCCCGACAUCCUGGUUGGCGAGAAUGACCUCACAGCCCUCAGCUAUCUCCACGAGCCCGCAGUGCUCCACAACCUCAAAAUCCGCUUUGCAGAAUCCAAACUCAUUUACACCUACAGUGGAAUCAUUUUGGUGGCCAUGAAUCCUUACAAGCAGCUGCCGAUAUAUGGAGACGCCAUCAUCCACGCCUACAGCGGGCAGAACAUGGGCGACAUGGACCCGCACAUAUUUGCGGUGGCGGAAGAGGCAUACAAGCAGAUGGCCAGAAACAACAGAAAUCAGUCCAUAAUUGUAAGCGGGGAGUCGGGUGCUGGAAAGACAGUGUCAGCUCGCUAUGCCAUGAGGUACUUUGCCACCGUUAGCAGGUCGAGCAGCACCGCCCACGUGGAGGACAAGGUCCUGGCGUCUAAUCCCAUAACCGAGGCUGUUGGAAAUGCCAAGACCACCCGCAAUGACAACAGCAGUCGGUUUGGGAAAUACACAGAAAUCAGUUUUGAUGAGAGAAAUCAAAUUAUAGGAGCCAACAUGAGAACUUACCUCCUGGAGAAAUCCAGAGUUGUCUUUCAAUCAGAAAAUGAACGAAAUUACCACAUUUUCUAUCAGCUUUGUGCAUCUGCCGAGCAGUCGGAAUUUAAGCAUCUCAAAUUGGGGAGUGCAGAAGAAUUUAACUAUACAAGAAUGGGAGGCAAUACUGUCAUUGAGGGUGUGAAUGACCGAGCCGACAUGGUAGAGACUCAGAAGACCUUCACACUACUGGGUUUCAAGGAGGAUUUUCAGAUGGAUGUUUUUAAGGUCCUGGCAGCCAUCCUACAUCUGGGCAACGUGCAGAUCACAGCGGUGGGCACAGAGAAGUCCUCCAUCAGCGAGGAUGACAGUCACCUGAAGGUAUUCUGUGAGCUUCUGGGCCUGGAGAGUAGCAAAGUCGCUCAGUGGCUGUGCAAUCGCAAAAUCAUCACAAGCUCUGAGACAGUGGUGAAGCCCAUGACCAGGCCCCAGGCUGUGAACGCCAGGGAUGCGCUGGCCAAAAAGAUCUAUGCCCACCUGUUCGACUUCAUCGUGGAGAGAAUUAACCAAGCGUUGCAGUUUUCAGGCAAGCAGCACACUUUUAUUGGUGUUUUGGACAUUUAUGGUUUUGAAACCUUUGACGUGAACAGCUUUGAACAGUUUUGCAUCAAUUAUGCUAAUGAAAAACUGCAACAACAGUUUAACCUGCAUGUCUUUAAACUUGAACAAGAAGAAUAUAUGAAGGAAGAUAUCCCCUGGACUCUGAUAGAUUUUUAUGAUAAUCAACCAGUUAUUGACCUGAUUGAAGCAAAAAUGGGCAUUUUGGAGUUACUGGAUGAAGAAUGCUUGCUGCCACAUGGAACUGAUGAAAACUGGCUGCAAAAGCUGUAUAAUAAUUUUGUCAACAAGAAUGCCUUGUUUGAAAAACCUAGAAUGUCAAAUACGUCCUUUAUCAUCCAGCACUUUGCUGAUAAGGUAGAGUACAAAUGUGAAGGCUUCCUUGAGAAGAACAGAGACACUGUCUAUGACAUUCUGGUUGAAAUCCUGAGAGCAAGCAAGUUUCAUCUCUGCGCCAAAUUUUUUCAAGAAAAUCCAGUGCCGCCUUCUCCUUUCAGUGCAAUGAUCACAGUUAAAUCUGCAAAGCAAGUUAUCAAGCCAAAUAGCAAGCAUUUCCGGACCACAGUGGGAAGCAAGUUCCGCAGCUCUCUGUACUUGCUCAUGGAGACCCUCAAUGCGACGACUCCCCACUACGUCCGAUGCAUCAAGCCAAACGAUGAGAAGCUGCCCUUUGAGUUCAACGCCAAAAGAAUCGUUCAGCAGCUGCGAGCCUGCGGUGUUUUAGAGACGAUUCGCAUUAGUGCACAGAGCUACCCUUCCAGGUGGACAUACAUCGAGUUCUAUAGUCGCUACGGCAUCCUCAUGACCCAACAGGAGCUCUCCCUCAGCGACAAAAAGGAGAUAUGCAAGGUGGUUUUGCACAGGCUCAUCCAGGACUCUAAUCAGUACCAGUUUGGUAAAACCAAAAUUUUCUUCAGAGCAGGACAAGUGGCUUAUUUAGAGAAACUUCGAUUGGAUAAACUGAGGCAGAGUUGUAUUGUGAUACAAAAGCACAUUCGUGGCUGGCUCCAGAGGAGAAAAUUCCUCCGAGAGAGACAAGCUGCCCUGAUAAUCCAGCAGUACUUUCGGGGGCAGCAAACUGUGAGGAAAGCUAUUACUGCCACGGCCUUAAAAGAAGCGUGGGCUGCCAUCGUCAUCCAGAAGCACUGUCGUGGGUACCUUGUCCGCAGCCUGUACCAGCUGAUUCGCGUGGCCACUGUCACCAUCCAGGCCUACACCCGUGGGUUCCUGGCACGGAGAGGGUAUCGAAAGAUGCUGAAGGAACACAAGGCUGUGAUCCUUCAGAAAUAUGCCCGGGCCUGGCUGGCCAGACGCAGAUUUCAGAGCAUCCGACGAUUUGUGCUCAACAUUCAGCUUACGUACAGAGUCCAGCGUUUGCAGAAAAAGCUGGAAGAUCAGAACAAAGAGAACCAUGGGCUGGUGGAGAAGCUGACCAGCGUGGCUGCCCUUCGAGCCAGCGAUAUGGAGAAGAUUCAGAAGCUAGAAACAGAGCUGGAAAGAGCAGCGGCCCACAGGCAGAAUUACGAGGAGAGGGGGAGGAGAUACAGGGACGCUGCGGAAGAGAAAUUGGCAAAGCUUCAGAAGCAUAAUUCAGAGCUGGAAACACAGAAAGAGCAAAUACAAUUGAAGCUUCAAGAGAAGACUGAAGAGUUGAAAGAGAAAAUGGACCACCUCACCAAGCAGCUCUUUGACGAUGUGCAAAGAGAAGAACAGCAAAGAACACGCCUUGAAAAGAGUUUUGAACUGAAAACACAAGACUAUGAGAAGCAGAUCCAGUCUUUGAAAGAAGAAAUUAAAGCUCUCAAGGAUGAGAAAAUGCAACUCCAGCGUCAGGUGGACGAGGAACACAUCACCUCUGCCAGCCUGAAGGGGGAGGUGGCCCGGCUGAGCCAGCAGGCCAAGACAAUCUCAGAGUUUGAAAAGGAGAUAGAGCUACUUCAGGAACAGAAGAUAGACGUGGAAAAACAUGUGCAGUCACAAAAACGGGAAAUGAGAGAAAAGAUGUCCGAGAUCACCAGACAACUUCUGGAAAGCUAUGAUAUUGAAGAUGUCAGAAGCAGGCUCUCUGUGGAAGAUUUGGAGCAUCUCAAUGAGGACGGAGAACUCUGGUUUGCUUAUGAAGGACUAAAGAAAGCGACACGGGUUUUAGAGAGCCAUUUCCAGUCUCAGAAGGAUUGCUAUGAAAAGGAGAUUGAAGCUCUGAACUUCAAAGUGGUGCAUCUGAGUCAAGAAAUCAACCACCUGCAGAAACUAUUUAGAGAAGAGAAUGACAUCAAUGAAAAUAUCCGUCACGAAGUCACCAGGCUGACCUCAGAGAACAUGAUGAUCCCAGACUUUAAACAGCAAAUAUCAGAGCUGGAGAAGCAGAAGCAAGAUCUGGAAAUUCGCCUGAAUGAACAAACUGAGAGAAUGAAAGGAAAACUAGAAGAGUUGUCUAACCAGUUAAAUCUUCAUCGAGAAGAGGAAGGAAUGCAAAGAAAGGCCAUAGAAGCCCAAAGUGAAAUACAUACCAAAGAGAAAGAGAAGCUGAUGGAUAAGAUUCAAGAAAUACAGGAGGCCAGUGAGCACCUGAAGAAACAAGUUGAAACUGAAAAUGAAGUCAAGAGUGACUUCCAGCAAGAAGCAUCUCGUCUCACUUUGGAAAACAGGGAUCUUGAAGAAGAGUUAGACAUGAAGGAUAGAGUAAUUAAAAAGCUACAAGAUCAAGUCAGGACUUUAACCAGGACAAUUGAAAAAGCCAAUGAUGUGCACUUGUCAUCAGGACCCAAGGAGUACCUUGGAAUGCUGGAAUAUAAGAGAGAAGAUGAGGCCAAGCUCAUCCAGAACCUCAUUCUCGACCUGAAGCCCCGCGGUGUGGUGGUGAACAUGAUCCCCGGGCUCCCGGCUCACAUCCUGUUCAUGUGUGUACGCUACGCAGACUCCCUGAAUGACGCCAACAUGCUGAAGUCCCUCAUGAACAGCACCAUUAAUGGCAUCAAGCAGGUGGUUAAGGAACAUUUAGAAGACUUUGAGAUGCUGUCCUUUUGGCUUUCCAAUACCUGCCAUUUCCUCAACUGCCUGAAGCAGUACAGCGGAGAAGAGGAAUUCAUGAAGCAUAAUAGUCCACAUCAGAAUAAGAAUUGCUUGAACAAUUUUGACCUUUCGGAAUACAGACAGAUUCUCAGUGAUGUGGCUAUACGAAUAUAUCAUCAGUUCAUUAUCAUAAUGGAAAAUAACAUCCAACCAAUAAUAGUGCCGGGCAUGCUGGAGUCCGAGAGUCUGCAGGGCAUUUCGGGGCUGAAGCCCACGGGCUUCCGCAAGCGGUCCUCCAGCAUAGACGACACGGACGCCGCCUACACGAUGACCUCCGUGCUGCAGCAGCUGAGCUACUUCUACUGCACCAUGUGCCAGAACGGCCUGGACCCCGAGCUCGUGCGGCAGGCGGUGAAGCAGCUCUUCUUCCUGAUCGGGGCGGUCACGCUCAACAGCCUCUUCCUGCGCAAGGACAUGUGCUCCUGCAGAAAAGGGAUGCAGAUCAGGUGCAACAUCAGCUACUUAGAAGAAUGGCUUAAAGAUAAGAAUUUGCAAAACAGCUUAGCCAAGGAAACUUUGGAACCCCUCUCUCAGGCAGCCUGGUUGCUUCAGGUCAAGAAGACCACAGACAGUGAUGCCAAGGAGAUCUACGAACGUUGUACCUCACUGUCCGCUGUGCAGAUCAUAAAGAUCCUUAAUUCAUAUACACCCAUAGAUGACUUCGAGAAAAGAGUGACUCCAGCCUUUGUUCGCAAAGUACAGGCUCUCCUAAAUAGCCGGGAGGACUCCUCACAGCUGAUGCUGGAUACCAAAUACCUCUUUCAAGUCACGUUUCCUUUUACCCCCUCUCCGCAUGCCCUGGAAAUGAUCCAGAUCCCCAGCAGCUUCAAACUAGGCUUUCUCAAUAGGUUAUAGCAGGAAAAAGGUCCAUGCACCUUCCCCUCCAAAGCUAAGUGAAGGUCAAAAUGGGGGAUGUAGUUUGUUAAUUACAACUGGAAUGCUUUGGAGUGUGAUGUCAGGAAGAAAAUAGAGCUUUCCCAAUGGGCUACAUCAUCUCUCAUUCAUGGGGACAGAGCUGCUGCCCUAGUUUUGCAAGAAUUAACACACACACCAGCCGUGGUUGGAAAGGCCACGUCUUGCUUUGGAAUCUCGGCUGCUUUUAUUGGAAUACCUGGAAGGCUUCUGUCUCCUUCCAGGUGUCUCUUCUGUCUUGUGACAGGGCUCUACAAGGAGAGAGUGAGAAACGGGGACAUAAUGGCUCCCAGAUUCACAAGAAGCCCAGGUCCAUUUAUGAAGCCACAAGUGGGUUCCAGGGCUGAGUCUUCCAGGACAUAACCUCAUUUGGCUACCAGACCCUGCCAGAAAAAUACUUCUUGUCCCCUGCCCGCUGUGGGAGUGCGAUUCGUUAACUCUUUUCAUGGAAAAUGCCCCUGCAUAAAAAUUGUUUCUUUUAGAUCCCUCUAACUUUU
Molecule: messenger RNA, 5805 nt
Organism: Otolemur garnettii (small-eared galago)
Lineage: Eukaryota; Metazoa; Chordata; Mammalia; Primates; Galagidae
Gene: MYO5C
Product: myosin VC
Exons: 41
Coding region: 20-5251 (1743 amino acids)
Biological process (GO): vesicle transport along actin filament; actin filament organization
Cellular component (GO): actin cytoskeleton; myosin complex; vesicle
Molecular function (GO): actin filament binding; microfilament motor activity; ATP binding
Source: RefSeq, a predicted model, not a curated record